Diachasma alloeum is the source of this 3168-nucleotide messenger RNA. Its product is annotated as neprilysin-4. The record is from RefSeq and is a predicted model, not a curated record. Gene Ontology annotation, biological process: protein processing. The coding region runs from base 40 to 2421 and encodes 793 amino acids. NCBI's taxonomy places the organism in Eukaryota, Metazoa, Arthropoda, Insecta, Hymenoptera, Braconidae. Gene Ontology annotation, molecular function: metalloendopeptidase activity. The transcript has 16 exons. Gene Ontology annotation, cellular component: plasma membrane.
UCGUUUAGAUACGUAUUUUAUUAUAGGAAAAUUAUCACAAUGAAGACAUUGCUGGUGCUGUUGGCAAUAUUAUCGUUAUCCUCAACAUCGCAUUUACAUGCCAAAAGGCGAAAUAUUCCGAACGAUUUGUCGUGGCUAUUUUCGUUGGAGGAAUCUGAUCAAUCGAAUGAUGAAAAUAACGACGUUGAAAAUGAAAUUAUUGAACAUAAGAAGGCGAAAGUAUGUGAAACGGAGGAGUGUCGUAUGAUAGCUCAGGCAUUCCACGAAACUAUGGACAAAUCUGUUGAUCCGUGUGACAACUUUUACGAAUUCGCUUGUGGCGGUUGGGCGGCGAAGAAGCCUAUUCCGAAGUAUGAAGCGUCAUGGAGCAGAUUUUUGCACUUUCAGUCGACAGUAGAAAACCGAAUUCGAGAUCUAUUGGAGGAGAAGUCAAGCAACAAAGAUAUUCUUCCCGUCCGACAGGCAAAGAAGUGGUAUCGUUCGUGCAUGGACACGGAGGCUCGCGAAGCGCGGGGUCUCAAGCCUAUCGAAUCAUUUAUCAUGCAGAAUGGUGGAUGGCCAAUGAUUAUGGAUGCCGAAGAGUGGCAUGAUGAUGAAAUGUCGUGGCAGGAAGUGGAAGCUUUCUACACACGUUUGACAGGGGAAUCCACAUUUUGGAAAAUAGAGCCGAUGUCCAUGCCAGAUGAGGAACCCGAUAGAGGGAUAAUAUUCUUCCGUCCGUCAUUGCCUUUCGAGGAGGACCUCCCUACGAUAUACAGAAACUAUACGGGUGAAGACUAUAAAGUUUAUCAACGUAUGAUCCAGGGUAUUGCUAAAUUGUUUAUUGAUCACACACGUGCUGAUGUUUCUGAAGAACAGUUGGAAGAGGAUAUCGAUGGAAUUAUCAAGCUGGAAAGAAUGAUUUACAUGGCAACGAACGGAGAAACUCUCUUUGACAUACUGGAUGAACUUGAAGAUGAUUUGGACGAGACUGAUCUCGAUACAUUCUUCGAGUGGUGGGGUAAUAAGACAAAGGCGAUUAAAGAUCCGCAGGCAAUUAUCGAUUGGAAGAAAGUUCUUCAAAAUCUAUUUGAUAUUGCUAAUGUGGAAGUUGAGGGCAGUUUCGCAAUGGCUGUGGCGUCUUCACGAUACUAUCGUGUACUUCCUAAAAUAUUACAAUCCACGGAUAAACGGACAAUUGUGAAUUAUAUCCACUGGAAAUUUGUGAGUCAAACUCUGAAGUACACAAUUGAUGAAGUAAAGGACUUAUUCUUUGAGCUCGUGAAGGACGAAUACGACGUGAAAGAGCGACAGCCACAUUGGCGGGAAUGCGUGAAGGAAGUGAAGAUGACCGACGCAGCUGCGUUAGUAUUCAUCGGGAAAUACAUCAAGGAGAGUUCCUACAAAGCCGUCCUCCGGAUGAUGAAAAAUAUUCAGAAAGAAUUGAAAUGCCAAAUCGAGAAUUCGAAUUGGAUAACUGAGGAGGGGAAGAAGAAAGCGAUGGAGAAGGUCGAUAAAAUGCAGACUUUCGUUGGAUUCCCAGAGUGGUACAAAAAUAAAACUGCUGUUAUCAAUCACUACAAAGGGCUAACUAUUGGCAAUGAAUAUCUGGAUAAUGUCUUGAGCUACAUGAGGUACGAGAAAAAGUUGGCGAUCCGCACAUUUGGAGGAUACAAAGGCAACGAGGCAUGGAUGAUGGACCCUCUAACGGUGAACGCAGCAUACGCCAUGGGUAUGAACAUUAUGGUUGUUCCAGCAGUUGAUUUCCAGCCUCCCCUCUUCGGGGACAAAGUGCCAAAUUACGUUAAUUAUGGCACCGCAGGAGUGGUUAUCGGUCACGAGAUGGGCCAUGGUUUGGAUUAUGCUGGGCUCGAUACAAAUGCCUCCAUUCACGAGAAUAUGGCGAAAUUUUAUUACCAACAAGCUAGAUGCUUCAUCGACCAGUUCGAUGAAUAUUACGGAGGACAAACCUUCCCACCUUCUCCAUAUGCUGAUAGCGACGAGAGUCCGGAGACGAGGGGAAAAGGCACCGUUCAAGAAAAUAUCGCUGAUACAACCGGCAUUCAAUCCGUAUUGCGUGCUUACAAGCACGUGCAGAAGAAUAGAAGACCUCAUGAAGAACUGAAACUUCCGGGAUUCGAGGAAUUUACCGAUGAGCAAAUGUUCUUCAUAUCUUUCGCUGGGUUGUGGUGUGAAGUAGCCACUCCAGAGUAUCAUAACAGAAAAGACAUAUUGAGGGACCCUCACAGCCCAGCGAAAUACCGAGUGUUGGGGUCAAUUUCCAAUACUCAGGAGUUCGAAAAAAUUUUCAACUGCCCGAAAGGGAGUCCCAUGAACCCUGAGGACAAGUGUAGUGUUUGGAUGAAACCUGAGGCCGCACCGAAAUCUAAACGUUCGAGACACUCAAGACGACACCAUUGGUCUGAGCAUAGAAACUGGUGAAUGACAUGACAUUUGUCCACAAUGAAACGGGAUUUAAUUAUUCCAAUGACUACCCACGGGAAAAAAUCUAUAUGCAAGUACGGGUGUGACCUAUGAGCUACACAGAAAAAUCUACACGUGAAUUACUUUUUGUUAAGUGUAAUUGACGGUUUUUGCUAAACGUAAUUUACGCUUAACAGCAAUAUGAUGUCUGGUGGCUUUUUUGCGUCGCCACAAGGGGAAUUUAGGCUUAAAAAGGCGUAUUUUACGGUUAAAAUGAAAACAUACAUUACGCCGAAACAAAGCGCCUUUUACGUUUCACUAAGCAUAUUUUACGCUUCAGAAAUCGUAAAUAACGAUUUCAAUAGAAACGUAUUUGACGAUUAUUUACUUUUGCGUAAUUUACGAGAAAAAAACAUCGUAUUUUACGCUUGACUAACUUUUUUUUCUUCAUCGUUAAUUACGUAUACCUAAACGUAAAACACAAAAAAAAUCAUAAUUAUUUAGGAAUAUGAAACCGUAAUCCGUUUAUGUAAUCGUAAUUUACGGUGAUAUUAACCGUAAUUUACGUACAGGUUUUUCUGUGUGUAAAUAGAUAUGUAUCACAUAUGAUAUAAUAACAUACGUCAUAGAAUACAGAGCAUGUUAUCUCAUAUGUUAAUGUAGAUAACGUUUAUUAGUUAACAUAUACUUUUGAAGCAGAACAUAUCAAUAUUGUAUCACGCUUUCUCGAUAUCAAUAACCAUUUUCCUGAAAUUGACCUCGUAA